This is a messenger RNA of Coccinella septempunctata (seven-spotted ladybird), 1089 nucleotides long. RefSeq names its product peroxisome biogenesis factor 10-like. Gene Ontology annotation, molecular function: zinc ion binding. The record is from RefSeq and is a predicted model, not a curated record. NCBI's taxonomy places the organism in Eukaryota, Metazoa, Arthropoda, Insecta, Coleoptera, Coccinellidae. The transcript is spliced from 3 exons. Gene Ontology annotation, biological process: protein import into peroxisome matrix. The coding region runs from base 206 to 1060 and encodes 284 amino acids. Gene Ontology annotation, cellular component: peroxisomal membrane.
UCUGAAGAGAAGUAGAAAGUAAAAUUAUAUUUGUAUCCAAAUAUUAUAGAGUAACUCUAUAAUCUUUGAUUUGUAUCCAUUUGAAUAUGCAUUCGAAAUAAUAACUAUUAAGUAAAUAGUGUACUGAUCACAAUGCACAUUGGACUCGCAGUUUACCUGGGUGAACGAAGUACCUAUUAUAACGAAUUGAAUUAUAUCUAAUAAAAUGUUUUCUAAAAAGGCCCAAGUUGUCGAUAUUCUUCGAUGUAUGCAGAGGGAUGAUUUAGCUAUAAAAGCUCUUGAAGAAAAUAUUCAAAGCUUAUCAAAAUCCCUUGGAUCUAGAAAUGAUAGAAUUUUCAGAAAGUACAUUCCAAUUAUCUCAUCUCUUUGGUAUUACUAUGUAACAACGGGAAAUAAUUUACAAACACUUGGAGAAGAAUAUUCAAACAUUUUAAGAUUCACGUCUACAAAUGGAAUCCCAAGUAGAAUGACACAACUUAUAUGGCUUAUACUUCAUAUUGGUGGGGAAUCUGUAGUUGAUAGGUUGAUUUCAUACAUGGAAUCACAAGUUAAAUCUUCUGGAGAAUUGAGGGAAGAAGCAAGAAAGUCAUUACUUAAUUUAUUUUCUAUAUGGAAUAUUAUAAAAUGUGAUCUACUAACGAUUCAUAAGGCAAUCUUCUAUUUAAAUGGUACAUAUUACACAUUUGCUCAUAGACUUUCAGGAAUUCAGUAUGUAAUUCUCAGAGAUUGGUUAGAGGAUAAAUCUUUUCAUAACAGUUUCAAAAUACUUGGGAUCAUCACAAUAAUAUAUAGUGCAUUCAAUAUCUCAAAGAAAGUAUGGGCUAAUAGAUUCAACCAACAAAUAGAAACUGAGAGUCUCCUCUCAACAAUCAGAGGUGCUACUUCUGAUAAAAUAUGUGUAUUAUGCAAUGAAAAGAGAAAAAAUCCAUCCUCUACCCCCUGUGGUCAUGUGUUUUGUUGGGAAUGUAUAUAUGAAAGUUUAAGCUACACUCAUAAGUGUCCAUUAUGCAGAGAAGAAGUUAUUCCUUCAAGAGUUAUAUUUUUACAAAAUUUUAUAUAGUUUUUGGAAAUAAAGGUUUAUAACAAGGA